AUGGCAGCAGCACGGCACAGCACCCUGGACUUCACGCUCGGCUCCAAAGCUGAUGGCGAGACCAUUCUAAAAGGCCUCCAGCCCAUUUUCCAGGAGCAGGGAAUGACGGAGUCAGUGCACACCUGGCAGGACCAUGGCUGCUUAGCAACCUACACCAACAAAAACGGCAGCUUUGCCAGCUUGAGAAUUUAUCCUCACGGAUUGGUGUUGCUGGACCUCCAGAGUUACAACAGUGACGUGCAAGGCAACAAAGAAAUCGACAGUCUUUUGAACAAAGUAGAGGAAAGAGUGAAAGAACUGAGUCAGGACAGUACCAGGAGGGUGAAGCGUUUGCCACCCAUAGUUCGAGGAGGGGCCAUCGACAGGUACUGGCCCACUGCCGACGGGCGCCUGGUAGAGUAUGACAUCGACGAGGUGGUGUAUGAUGAAGAUUCACCUUAUCAGAACAUUAAAAUUCUACACUCGAAGCAAUUUGGAAAUAUUCUCAUCCUUAGUGGGGAUGUCAAUUUGGCAGAGAGUGAUUUGGCAUACACCCAGGCCAUCAUGGGCAGUGGGAAAGAAGAUUACACUGGCAAAGAUGUACUGAUUCUGGGAGGCGGAGAUGGAGGCAUAUUAUGUGAAAUAGUCAAACUGAAACCAAAGAUGGUCACUAUGGUAGAGAUUGACCAAAUGGUAAUUGAUGGGUGUAAGAAAUACAUGCGAAAAACAUGUGGUGAAGUCUUAGACAAUCUUAAAGGAGAAUGCUAUCAGGUUCUAAUAGAAGACUGCAUUCCAGUACUGAAGAGGUACGCCAAAGAAGGGAGAAAGUUUGAUUAUGUGAUUAAUGAUUUGACAGCUGUCCCAAUCUCCACCUCUCCAGAGGAAGAUUCCACAUGGGAAUUUCUUAGACUGAUUCUUGACCUUUCAAUGAAAGUAUUGAAACAGGAUGGGAAAUACUUUACACAAGGGAACUGUGUCAAUUUGACGGAAGCCCUAUCGAUCUAUGAAGAACAACUCGGGCACCUGUAUUGUCCUGUGGAAUUCUCCAAGGAAAUUGUCUGUGUCCCUUCAUACUUGGAAUUGUGGGUAUUUUACACUGUGUGGAAGAAGAUUAAGCCUUGA
Orycteropus afer afer is the source of this 1101-nucleotide messenger RNA. Its product is annotated as spermine synthase-like. The coding region runs from base 1 to 1101 and encodes 366 amino acids. Gene Ontology annotation, biological process: spermine biosynthetic process. The record is from RefSeq and is a predicted model, not a curated record. Gene Ontology annotation, molecular function: spermine synthase activity. The transcript has a single exon. Lineage: Eukaryota; Metazoa; Chordata; Mammalia; Tubulidentata; Orycteropodidae.